Nerophis ophidion (straightnose pipefish) is the source of this 7068-nucleotide messenger RNA. RefSeq names its product trichohyalin-like. Gene Ontology annotation, cellular component: cortical actin cytoskeleton. The record is from RefSeq and is a predicted model, not a curated record. The transcript has 15 exons. NCBI's taxonomy places the organism in Eukaryota, Metazoa, Chordata, Actinopteri, Syngnathiformes, Syngnathidae. Bases 175 to 5463 code for a protein of 1762 amino acids. Gene Ontology annotation, biological process: intracellular protein transport. Gene Ontology annotation, molecular function: small GTPase binding; myosin binding; actin binding.
ACACUGUACUCUCUCAUAAGUGCUAAAAAGCCUUGGGGCUGACCACUUGUCAUUUUUUUGUAAUUGUUGUUUAGAUUUACAUUAAGGGCUAUUUUUAAAUACAUGAAAAAUACCUUUUCACGUUCUUGAUGAUUUUGUUUUGACCAGAAAUUUGGCUGAGCUUGUGUGUCCGCCAUGGGCCGGAAGUUGGACCUGUCGGGCCUGAGCGACAACGAGGCCGAGCACGUGCUACAGGUGGUGCAGCGCGACAUGAGGCUGCGCAAGAAAGAGGAGCAGCGCCUCAGCGAGUUAAAGCAGGCGCUGGACGAGGAGGGCAGUCGCUGCCUCCUGUUGUCACGGCAGCGUUGCUUCAACCAGCGCUGCUGCAUCCGUUGCUGCGCGCCCUUCAGCUUCCUGCUCAACCCCAAGCGGCGGUGUGACGACUGCCUGUACAGCGUGUGCAAGGCCUGCAGACUCUACAGCCCACAACACAAUGCCUGGCUCUGCUCCGCCUGUCAGAAGAGCAGGCUGUUGAAGAAGCAGUCGCUGGAGUGGUUCUACGCCCACGUCAAGGUGCGCUUCAAGAGGUUCGGCAGCGCCAAAGUGCUGAAGACCAUUUACAGGAGACACCUGGCCGAGCACAGCGUGCUUGCUGAGCUCACAGAGGGCAGCACCUACGAGGACAGCAUCUGCAAUGAAGGGAGCGUCUGCGGCAGCGACGCCACUUUCUACAGACAAACUGAAGAGCACAGCAUGGCCGAGUCGCUGACCGUGGCUCUUCGGGUGGCAGAGGAGGCCAUAGAUGAGGCCAUUUGCAACGCCGAGAUUGACACUGCCACUCAGCAGGAGAAGCAGAAUGAAGCACACUACCUGCGGGAGCACAGGGCAGAACUCAUCCAGGAACUGGCCAAGACCAUCAUGCAGAAAAUCAUCUCCGGGAGGAAGACUUUGGCUGACACGAGGGACAAGUGCGAGCAGGACGGCCCGCUUGAGCACGACCCCGAGCUCCAUCGCCAUGGCGACCAGGCUGGCAGCACCUUCAAACACCUCAAAGGCCUCUGGAGGUCCCAGUCCGCCUUCUCACUGCUGGAUGACAACCUCCCAGCAGGUCUGGUCCAGGAUGCUCUUCAGGUGUUACAUAAGGACGAAGACAGAGCAGCUGGGACUACUUGGACAAGUGUCGAACAUUUGGAAAACUCUGGUGUGUCCUCCAUGCUGAAGAGCCCAGACGGGAACUGGAUUGCCUUGCAGAGUUCCCAGUUGUCACGUCCCAGCCUGCUGGCCAAGAGGAAGAGUCUGGUCUACAGUGCCCUGGAGAGGGAGUCCGGGGCGGUGUCUGCGUACGAGGCCAUGGACUCCGACAACGAAGCCAAACCCGAGCCGGACUCCUCCUGGGGCGCCAUCCUGCAGGAGGUCCACAGGAAGAUGACGGGCUCCAAAGUCAGGCGUCCAGCCCGCAACAGAGCUCCUUCGGAUUCCGAGAGGAGUAAAAAGUCCCCGCUGGAUUCUUUUAACAAGCGAGGAGCCGCUGAGCCGAAGCGAGCGCCAUGGUCCCGCAGGACCAGCAUCAUGGAUGUCGACUUCAACGUGAAGACGGAGGAGGAGGAGGAGGAGGAGGAGGAGGAGGAGGAGGAGGAGGAAGAGGAGGAAGAGGGCGUCACCGCAAGUGAGGCUGCGGUCGGAAAAGCGAAGAGAACGCGGAAGAAGAGGAGAAGUAAAAGAAGGGCCACUCUCUCUGGACCCCCGCUGGAUUUCAACAGGAAGGACGGCCGGUCUGGUUCCCCCUCUGAUGCCGAGACUCCUGACCCUUUGACGCCUGACGCCACGACUCCCAGUCUGUUAGGCCAGGAGAGCGACGCCCCCGAACACCAAGUCAAUCAAGAGUCCAGUCAAGAGUCCAUGUCGGACUCCUCGCUCAGAGACGAAGCAAACGACGAUGACGACGCAGAGGAGGUGGAAAUGAGAAGCGAAGAUGAUGACGAAGAAAAUGAGAGGACGGCGGUGGACUUGGCUGCAGACAAGGAAGAGGAAGAGGAGGUCAAAGCCAGGUUAUACAAGCUGGUAGCACAAUCCAGACUGGCGUACUUCUCGUCCACUGAUGAUGAGCUGGACAGAGCGGGGAGAAGUGAGGAAGACGGAGGAUGCGAUGAAGAGGACAAGACGGAAAGACUCUCCCACAAACUCUGUCGGCUGGAGGAGGAGGUCCGAGCUGCCAUGUUGUCCUCCACGGAGGACGAGCUGGACAGAGUAACGGAUGAAGAGGAGCUGGCGGUCAAAGUGUGCAGGUUGGCCACGCAAGUCGGCGCCACACAGUUUUCGUCCACCGAGGACGAACUGGACCGGGAGGAAGUGAUGCACGAGGAGACGCUGUGGAGGCUGCAGGAGGACAAGGCGGCACCGGCGGCGCAGGUACGCCACCUGGCCAGUCUGGUCAGCGCCUCCCAGUUCUCCUCCACCGAGGACGAGCUGGAUCGAGUCGGUGAGGACGAAGCGGAGCUGGACCAGGGAGGAAGAAAUGAGGAACUCUCUGAGGACGCGGUGGAAGAACGUCGGGAAAGAUUAGAAUCCAUGGGAGACGUGGAGGUGGACAUGUUUGCUUUAAGCCAACAAAAUGAGGACGUGAGAGAGAACCUUCUAGAUUCUACGGACCAGUACGGUGAAGUAAACGUAGAGGAAUCUAAUGGCGGGAUGGCUAAGGACAUCCUUCUUGUAUCAGACAUGGACAAGAGAACCUCAAUGGAGACAAUAAUCAGACAAGAAGAUCAGCCAGAGGUGAAGAUGUUUGACCAAAGAGAAGAAAGACAAGAGGAAGACCAGGACAUUCUUGGAGGAGGGGAAGAACUCCUUCUCGGGACAAAGUUGGAGACCGCCUCAGUCAGUGAGGACGAAGACGCAGAGUUCGACAGAGUCAUUAGCAGUAUGUUGACAAUGAGACUGGAGGAAAUGCAGAAGGACAUCAACCUGGACCAGAGGCUUGAGGACAUAGAGACCGACGAGGAGACAAAUGAGGAGCUGGAAACGGAAAAUGACACAAAGGCAGAUAACGAGAGCAAAUAUGAUACAAAGACAGAGGAAGAGAGGAAAGAAGACGCAAACACAGACGUGAAGACAAAGGAAGACUUUAAGACAGAUUACGAAUGGAAAGAAGACACAAGGACGGACAAAAGUAAAAAUGAGUUUCCAGUGACGGAGCAGGACAACAACAAAGUUGCAAAGACAGAGGAGAUGACAAACCAGGAGAAGGAGGACUCAAAGACAAACACAAACAUUACAGAAGAACCAAAGACUGACAAUGAGAAGAACCAGGUAGAAAAUACAGACUCUGAGAAGGAAGAUGAUUCAAAGACGGACGAGGAGGUGAAAGAGCACGAGAAGACCGACAAAGACAAGGACCAGGAUGCAAAGAUGGACAAGGAGAGGAAAGGACAUUCCAAGACUGACAAGGACAGGAACGAGGAUCAGAAGGCAGACGGCGAAAAGAAAGAGGACACAAAGACAAGCGAGGCAAGGAAUGAGGAUGGACAGACAGAGAAGGACACACAAACUGACCAGGAGAGAAAAGGACUUGAAGACAGACAAGACAAGGAGAAGAUCGAUGAUACAAAAACAGGCGAUGGGAAGAAAGACGACAAGGAGACCAUUACGGACAAGAACGAGGAUGAAAAGUACAAGGAGAGGAAGAAAGACAAAAAAGAGAUUCAGGUGAACCGACUAGAAGAUCUGAAUGAGCAAAGUACUGCUCUUCCACUUAGUCGUCCAUGCUGUCCUUUAACUGAUAACAGUAACAGACAAGCAAACAUGUCCUCUGAGUGUCCAACACUAGAAGACGCAAUUCAAGAAGACCCAACACUAGAAGACAAUACAGUAGAUGAAACAACACAAGAAGAAAUAACACUAGAAGACCCAACACUAGGAGACACUACACUAGAAGACACAACACUAGGAGACACUACACUAGAAGACCCAACACUAAAUGAAACAACGCUAGAAGACCCAACACUAGAAGACCCAACACUAGAAGACCCAACACUAGAAGACCCAACACUAGAAGACCCAACACUAGAAGAGACAACACUAAAAGACACAACACUAGAAGACACUACACUAGAAGACCCAACACUAAAUGAAACAACGCUAGAAGACACAACACUAGAAGACACUACACUAGAAGACACAACACUAGAAGACACAACACUAGAAGACCCAACACUAAAUGAAACAACGCUAGAAGACACAACACUAGAAGACCCAACACUAGAAGACCCAACACUAGAAGACCCAACACUAGAAGAGACAACACUAAAAGACACAACACUAGAAGACACAACACUAGAAGACACAACACUAGAAGACCCAACACUAGAAGACCCAACACUAGAAGCCAAAACACUAGAAGACACAACACUAGAAGACACAACACUAGAAGAGACAACACUAGAAGACACAACACUAGAAGAGACAACACUAGAAGACACAACACUAGAAGACACAACACUAGAAGACCCAACACUAGAAGACCCAACACCAGAAGACACAACACCAGAAGACACAACACCAGAAGACACAACACUAGAAGACCCAACACUAGAAGACACAACACUAGAAGACCCAACACUAGAAGACACAACACUAGAAGACACAACACUAGAAGACAAAACACUAGAAGACACAACACUAGAAGACACAACACUAGAAGACAAAACACUAGAAGACACAACACUAGAAGACACAACACUAGAAGACAAAACACUAGAAGACACAACACUAGAAGACACAACACUAGAAGACACGACACUAGAAGACAAAACACUAGAAGACACGACACUAGAAGACAAAACACAACAAGAGACAGAACAACAGUUUCUGCUGCUGAAGGAGAUCAAAAAUAAGUACUCAGCAGGGUCCCUGUGCAGCAUUUCCACUGAGGUUCUGAAGGUGCUCAAUGCCACCGAGGAGCUCCUCCAGGGGGUGGAGGGUCGGGAGACUGGCAGACCCUCCACCUCUUCUUUGCCUGCCAAUGCCGACCCCAAGAAACUCGAGCGGCGUUUCUCGCAACUGGAAGAGAAAGUAGGUAACAUUCUUUUUUUCACGGCUUGGACGGUUUACUCUCUUUGGAAUGAAGCGUGUGUGCGUCUGCAGGUGUACGUGGCAGCAGGGUCGGUGUACGGGGUGGAGGCGGAGCUUAGCCAACUGGAGGAGCGGGCCAGGGAUAUCAGCAGCACCACCUCCGAGGUGGAGCUGUCCUUCCUGGAGGAGCAGGUGGCGUCGGCCGCUGCUCGGGUGCAACAGUCCGAGCAACAGAUCAGCGACAUCUCCGCGAGGAUCGCCGCCCUGAGGAGUGCCGGCCUCAACGUGGACCCGCAGUCCCGCGUCGCCAAGACCACGACGGUCCCAGUCAUGCCCCUCACCCUGAACUCGUCCAGACAGCUGAGGAGACGACUGCCUGCAGUCCCACGUCCAGAAGACAAGAUGAGCUCACCUUGAAGAAACGCCGGCCUGCCAUCUGCGGUUUUAAAAGUGCCUUCAGUCAUCACUUGCAGGUUUCGUCUAACAUGCAACAUAUAAGUAACAUAAAGUGUAUUAAUCAUCUUCAAAUAGUUUAUAAAUGAUGACUUUCCGGAAGAAAAGAACAGCCAAGACAAAUGUUUAUGUGUACACAUAUCUUUGUGAGCAUUUCUAAUACAGUAGUGUACAUACAGUAUCUGAGCAGCACUCAGUUUAUUGCCAAAAGUAUUUGGCCACCCCAUCCAAAUGAUGAGAAUCAGGUGUCUUAAUCACUUAGCCUGGUGUAUAAUAAAUCAAGCACUUUGGCACGGAGACUGUUUCUACAAACAUUUGUGAUUUCAGUGAUUUCCAGCGUGGAACUGUCACAGGAUGCCAGUCGGGAAAUUUCCUCGCUCCUAAAUAUUCCAAAGUCGACUUUAUUAUAACAAAAGUGAAGAGUUUGGGGAACAACAGCAACUCAGCCACCAAGCGGUAGGCCACGUAAAUCGACAGGGAGGGGUCGGCGGAUGUUAAAGACUUUCUGCACGAUUCCAAACUUCAUGUGACCUUCCAAUUAGCCCACGUACAGUACGCGGAGAGCUUCAUGGAAUGGGUUUCCAUGGCCGAGCGGCUGCAUCUAAACCAUGCAUCACCAAGUCCAAUGCAGUGGUGUAUAAAGCACGUCACCACUGGACUCUAAAGCAGUGGAGACGUCUUCUCUGGACUGAUGAGUCCCGCUUUUCCAUCUGGCAAUCUGAUGGACCAGUCUGGGUUUGGAGGUUGCCAGGAGAACGCUACAUUCCUGGGCAUGACGUUAAAGGGCAUCCGGCAGUGGAGGCUUCUUUACGGGGUCUUGGGGCAAUCAGAGGUUAACCUCUUUACUACUGUUACCCCAGGUGGACCUUGGCAAAGGCCUAGUACCUGACUGCUCCCUAGCCAGGGAUACGGGGAAGAUCUCAACGGCGGAGCAGGCGGAAGACGGUAGAUGUAAGAACCACCACAACGGCUGCGAUGGCGGAAGAAGGCGCUCCCACAUCCAUGUGGGCCCAGUUAUGGGGAAAUAACAACCCAAUACCUCGGGUGGGGAACAGGCGGAGGAUGAUCGCUAAGCCUAUGGAGCGUCACGAUGGCGGGGGAAGGCUGCAGCAGAAAAGGCUCCCCAGUCGUCUUGGACUCCAUGCCACUGGACCCUGACCCGGAUCUGUCAAGGAUGGUGUGGUGACUGCCUGUGCACCAGUCUCCACCCGUUAAACAAAGUCAGGCACAGGCAUCCUCCAUAAAAGGAUACCGCCCCCCUACCAGGAGGACCGUCAUACUCGCUUUGAGAGACCGCCGAUGAUGAUGACAUUUCGGACUGCAUUGUGUUGAGUGUGAAAUUUGGUGGAGGAGGAAUUAUGGAGAUUGAUUUUUUUCAGGAGUUGUACGUGGCCCCUUAGUUCCAGUAGAAGGAAGGUUGAAUGCUCCAGGACACCAAAACAUUCAGGACAAUUCCAUGGGAUGCCACUUCAAGUUCUCAUGUGGGUCAAAGCAGGUGGCCAAAUACUUUUGGGAAUGUAUGUCGUCGUUUUUCUGAGAUGUGGAAAAUAAAAAUGAAGAGCAUCUGCA